AUGAUGUUGAAAUCUGCUUUGAGUGCAGUGCUUCUGUGGGGGCAGGUAGCAUUGGCUCUCACCCCUGCCGAAUGGCGCAGCCAGUCAAUCUACUUCUUGCUCACAGAUCGCUUUGGGCGUGAUGAUAAUUCAACCACCGCUACAUGCAACACUGGUGACCGGCUGGACUACAUUCAAGGAAUGGGAUUCACUGCCAUCUGGAUAACUCCUGUCACAGAACAAUUGUCUGCAAAUACUGGCUACGGAACAGCAUACCAUGGGUAUUGGCAACAAGACAUAUAUGAGGUCAAUCCAAACCAUGGAUCAUCUGCAGAUCUCAAAGCGCUAUCAGCCGCACUUCAUGCAAGAGGCAUGUAUCUGAUGGUGGACGUUGUUGCAAACCACAUGGGGUACAAUGGAAUCGGCAGCAGUGUGGACUACAGCGUCUUCAAUCCCUUCAGUUCCUCAUCCUACUUCCACUCCUACUGUCUGAUCAGCAACUACAACGACCAGUCAAACGUUGAAAAUUGCUGGCUUGGAGAUACUACAGUGUCGCUGCCAGACUUGGACACUACCCAAACUGCAGUUCAAACCAUCUGGAAUGAAUGGAUUACUGACUUGGUGUCAAACUAUUCAAUUGAUGGUCUGCGAAUUGACACUGUCAAACAUGUUCAGAAAUCCUUCUGGCCUGGCUUCAAUGACGCUGCAGGUGUCUACUCGGUGGGCGAGAUAUUCGAUGGAAAUCCUUCAUACACUUGUGACUAUCAAAAUUAUCUGGAUGGUGUGCUGAAUUAUCCAAUCUACUAUCCACUCCUGUACGCCUUCCAGUCGACCAGCGGCAGCAUUAGCGACCUGUACAAUAUGAUCAACACGGUGGCCUCUGACUGUGCCGACUCAACCCUUUUGGGAAACUUCAUCGAAAACCAUGACAACCCACGCUUCCCAAGUUACACGGGCGACUAUUCACAGGCUAAAAACGUGAUCUCCUAUUUAUUCAUAUCUGACGGAAUCCCCAUUAUCUAUUCCGGCCAAGAGCAGCACUACAGUGGAGCCAGCGAUCCCGCAAACCGUGAAGCCCUCUGGCUCUCGGGUUAUUCAACUACCGCUGAGCUGUACAAAUGGAUUGCUACCACCAACAAGAUCCGCAAGCUGGCUGUCUCAGCAGAUUCCAGUUACAUCACAUCGAAGAAUUCACCCUUUUAUCAGGAUAGCCACACACUAGGAAUGAAGAAAGGCUCCGUGAUAACGAUUCUUUCCAACAACGGAGCCUCCGGCUCAUCCUACACCCUUUCCCUCAGCGGAAGUGGGUAUUCUUCGGGCACCAAGCUGAUGGAGCUGUACACCUGCACGUCUAUCACAGUCGAUUCCAGCGGUAAUAUUCCCGUUCCUAUGGUGUCCGGACUUCCCCGCGCUCUGAUCCCAGCCUCUUCGAUCGGCAGCAAUGGGUUAUGCGGCUCGACAACUUCGCCGACCACGACCGCGGCAACUCAAACCACCACUGCAACUACCACUGGAACUUGCACGCAGGCAACAGCUCUACCAGUCCUGUUCAAGGAGCUUGUCACCACUUCGUAUGGACAAAAUGUCUAUAUCUCAGGAUCCAUCAGCCAGCUAGGGAACUGGGACGCGAGUAGUGCCAUUGCACUAUCCGCUAGCAGCUAUACCUCUUCCAACCCCCUGUGGCAGGUCACAAUCACAUUGCCAGUCGGGACGAAGUUUGAGUACAAGUUCAUUGAAAAGUCGAGUGGGUCUGCCACAGCCACUUGGGAAAGUGAUCCUAAUAGGUCUUACACUGUACCCACUGGAUGUGCAGGAACAACUGCCACCGUCACUGCAACAUGGAGGUAG
This is a messenger RNA of Penicillium salamii, 1827 nucleotides long. NCBI's taxonomy places the organism in Eukaryota, Fungi, Ascomycota, Eurotiomycetes, Eurotiales, Aspergillaceae. The record is from the annotation of a GenBank genome assembly.